GACGGGCGCCCAGCCGCGGGCUCCCGAGCGGCCAGCGGCACCGCAGGGUCUUCCGGGGGAGGGGCGGGCUCCGCGGCCGGCUCGCUCCGCAGACCGGGCUUGCCCGCAGCUGCUCCGGCCCGCUCCCGCUCCUCUAGCACCCAGCGGCCCCUCCCUUCUUUUAUCCCGUGGACUGUCCUCCCCGGCGUCCGCGCCUGCGCCAUUCCUUGAGCCGCUGGUGCAGGCGCUGUUUGGGGCGUUGCAAGCACAGCCGUGCACACAGUGACCCGAACUCCCUGCCCUCCAGAGCCUAGGAGCCUAGACUUAGGGAGGGAGGGACCGACCGGACGUAACAGACCCGGGACUAGAGUAAUUUACCGUGUCGGGAAGUGGGCGAGGAAAGGUGAAGGCAGGUAAGGCGUCUGGGUUGGAAAGAGCAGGUGGCGACCUUAGUAGGGCACCGAGAGUCGAUCUCGGGAAGAAGCCAGACCAUUUGCCGUGAGGAUUGCCUGAGGUGCAGGGUCAGCUGGUGCAAAGGCCCUAAGCUGGAAGCCAAGGGUCUGUGCGUGAGGCCGGUUGAACGAGAAGACUAGUAGGAGCGGUCCUCAGCCCAUCCGUAGGCGUGUAUGCCCCUGGGAGACCGGCUUUAUUCUGACAGGGAAGAAUCUGGACUGUGGCGGAAGACUGUAAAGAAAGCGGGGUAAAAAGAUGCAGCAGGUGAUGGUGUCACUUGAGAGUCCGGGCCGUCCACGCCAGCUGCCUGGGACCCCUGAUGCUGAGCUCCUGCAGGAAAGAGCCCCGCCGGCGCCGCAGCACCGCGCGUCCGCCCCGGAGGGAGGCCGGGCAGCCCCGCCAGGAGCGAAGAGCGCGGGGGCACCGGCUCUCGUUCCCGCGAACCUUCUCCCGCACGGCCGCCCGCGUCUAAGCGCACCGCGGGGUUUCCUGCAGGACCGCGGGCGCGCGCGGCCUCGGGACUCGGUGACGUUUGAGGACGUGGCCGUGCGCUUCAGCGGCGGAGAGUGGCGGCGUCUGACCCGCGCUCAGCGGCGCCUCUACGCGGCCGUCAUGCUGGACAACUACGGGCUCGUGGUCUCGCUCGGCUUCGCUGGCCCCAAGCCGCCUCUCAUCUCCUGUCUGGAGCGGGGCACCGAGCCCCGCGUUCGCGAUCUGCAGGACUGGGGGCUCCUGAGCUGCUCCUUCCCAGUGUCAGCGGACCGGACCCGGCCCGGGACUGAGAGGGCAAGUUCAGAGCAGGAGGUGUCUGAGGGUGGGGAAGUCGGCGGCGUCCUGUCCGGGCACCCUGAGGCUGGAGGAGCUUGUGUCCAGGAUGUCAAGUCGGAGAACGCACGGGACCCGGCCGGGGUGGAGACGCUGGGAGAGGAGAAGGGGACCCUCGAGGAAAGAAGGGCCCGGGCGGUGCUCGCCAACAACUUGAGCGCAGACUCCAAGUGCACCCCACGCACCCGAGCCCUGACCGCACGGAGCCCCCGCCCAGGUGCCGCGCGUGGCCAUACCUUCCCGCUUCUCCACGGGCGCGUCCGUGCUGGCGAGAAGCCCCACGCGUGUCACGAGUGCGGGAAAGCGUUCAAGACCAGAAAGCAGCUGCGUGUGCACCGCGUCACGCACACGGGGGAGAAGCCCUUCCGCUGCGCGCAGUGCGGGAAGGCCUUCAGCAGCCCGUCGGCGCUCUGCCGGCACCGCAAGGCGCACGGCGGGGAGAGGCCGCACGGCUGCGGCGCGUGCGGAAAGGCCUUCGGCAGCGCGAGCCGGCUGCAGCGGCACCAGCGGGUCCACAGCGGCGAGCGGCCGCACGAGUGCGCGGUGUGCGGCAAGGCCUUCCGCUUCCGGCACUGCCUCACCCUGCACGGCCGCACGCACACCGGGGAGCGGCCGUACGCGUGCGGGCAGUGCGGCAGGGCCUUCCGCGGCAGCUCGGACCUCGCCAAGCACGGCCGGAUCCACAGCGGCGAGCGGCCGUACCCGUGCCGCGCGUGCGGGAGGGCCUUCCGCCGCAGCUCCGACCUGCGCAAGCACGCGCGGACGCACGCGCGGGAGCCGGCCGCGGGCUGCCCCCAGUGCUGCGGCCGCGCUGGGCCGCACCGCCCCCCGACGGCCUACGCCCCCGAGAAGCCCUACCCGUGUGGGCGGUGCGGCCGCGCCUGCGGCCCCCGGGGCCGGCGCGGGGCUCCCGAGCGCGCGCGCCGGGGCGAGAAGGCGCACCCGUGCGCGCACUGCGGCAAGGCCUUCCACGAUCGGCACGGCCUGGCCGUGCACCAGCGGCUGCACACCGGCGAGAAGCCGUUCUCCUGCCCCGAGUGCGGGAGGGCCUUCCGCGGGAAGUCCAACCUGACCAACCACCGGCGGAUCCACACCGGCGAGAAGCCGUACGCGUGCGAGGCGUGCGGGAAGGCCUUCCACCACCGCUCGGGCCUGACGCAGCACCGCCGGAUCCACAGCGGGGAGAAGCCCUACCCCUGCCGCGAGUGCGGCGCCGCCUUCCGCCAGCGCGCCGCCCUGGUCGGGCACCAGCGGGUGCACACCGGGGAGAAGCCCUACGCGUGCGAGCAGUGCGGGAAAGCCUUCAGGGUGAGCGCGAACCUCACGGGACACAAGAAGAGGCGACAUCGAGGGUGGCGAGGCCACGCGCCUGGGGAGGGUGAGAAGGGCCCUUCCCCGGGACCUGUCCCACCUCCUCCGUAGGCGGGGUUUGACCCGCAGCCCUGUGGGUGCCGGCUUUGUUGGUGCUUUCUGUUCUCCUUCCGCCCCGAGCCUGGUUCUUCCCGGCUUGCUGCCCCCGACUGAGCUCCCCGGAGCCUGACCGCCCUGGGCAGUGUUGGGGCGAGCACCUGCACUGCCAAUCGGGAAUGCCAGUCAGUAAUGAUAGCAGGUGUCGCCUAGCCUCGGAGCACGCCAGCCACUCUUCUAAGGGCUGUGCAGUGCCAACUCGUUGACUGCAUAAAACAUCUCUACAGGACGGGGAAAUUAGGGCAUAAAAAGAUGAAACCUGCUCGGGAGGUUCUGCAUAACCACCCACCCCCGCCCUGCCAGGCUCCGGUCUGCACCCCGACAAGACGCUUGCAACACAUCUCUUAGAUGUGUGGUUAACAGCUCAGCACGGGGCACGUUUUAGUUCAUAAAAUAUUGAUCAAUUUUAGCAAGGUUUUGGUUUUGUUUUAACUUAAAGACUGCAUGGUACUUUUCCAUGCGGGCUCAGAAUUGCUGAGACCGGGAUGGGAAAAGAAGACAGGACGGGGCAGAUUUAGAAAUCAUAGAUAAGUGGGAUCUAGCUAUGCGCUGCCCCAGUAACAAUUUACAUAUGGAAAGACCAUGAAGCCCAUCUCACUUUGUUAUAAAUACAUCAAAAUAUCACUGUGUUGAUUUCUUAAAA
Messenger RNA from Mustela lutreola (European mink), 3367 nucleotides. RefSeq names its product zinc finger protein 311 (gene ZNF311). The coding region runs from base 688 to 2679 and encodes 663 amino acids. Lineage: Eukaryota; Metazoa; Chordata; Mammalia; Carnivora; Mustelidae. Gene Ontology annotation, molecular function: DNA-binding transcription repressor activity, RNA polymerase II-specific. The record is from RefSeq and is a predicted model, not a curated record. The transcript is spliced from 7 exons. Gene Ontology annotation, biological process: negative regulation of transcription by RNA polymerase II.